AUGGACCAGGGAACAACGUGUCACAUGCCUAUUUCGUGGCUCGGCAUACAAAUUUCUAUUGGUGUGGGGCCUUCGCGCUGGGUGUCGCCAUGUGGUUUUCAGAUGACUAGAGCGACACAAGACUUUACGGGUUACCGAUUAACUCAGUUCGAUGCUUUAGAUUCCCAGAUUGGUAGUAGAUUUUCAACUCUUUCAUGUGACAUUCAAACAAUAAGCUCGAGACCUUACGCUAGGAAGUGUGUCGUAAUGAAGCUGAUUGAAGUUAAUGUGGAGGUUAUACGUACCGCAAUUAAUAAUAACGCGGGAGGAAUAUUAAUAAUUUUACCAACUGGGGGCUGGGACGAGAACUUGUUGACGCAUUGGCUUCGUAUUGAGUCUGAUUUAUUAAAAGAGGGCUUUCAAGUGCCGGUAUAUUUUUUAACAGAAAGUGAUGAAGUAGAAAAUAUGUAUAUUGAGUUGCGGGAGCUAUCUCACGGUAUUGACAAAUCAAGUGGUCCAAGCUUGCUUGAUUUUAUUUUUUCAACCGGCUAUCGUGCCUAUGUGGAUGCGCCGAAUGCUCAUCCUAUGCGAAACGUGGAUUUAGUUAACAUUGAGGGCAAACUUGCCGUAAGUCAAUAUGACGUUAAGAGAUCUACAAUAAUUUUGGUUGCUCACUACGACGCUGGUGGGGCUAUUCCGUCUCUUGCUUAUGGGGCGAACUCAAACGCAGCUGGUGUUGCCGUUCUGCUAGAAGCAGCGCGGAUACUAUCUCAAGUAACAGACCCCAAAAAUGUGCCAAAGCAUAACAUUAUGUUCCUCCUAACCGGAGGUGGAAAAUUCAAUUACUUGGGUUCGAAGCGCUGGUUGGAAAUGAUGUCUGAAGACACUACUGGCAUAGCCCUCUUUGAUUCAAUUGAACAAGUGGUAAAUCUGGAGGGCCUUGGUGUGAAUGACGAAAAUCGCCUAUACCUCCACGUUUCACGGCUUCCUAAAGAAGGAACUUUUGGUCAGCGCUUGCUCUCCGCCUUGGAGCUUGCUAGCAAGCUGCACCCUCUCUCCAAUUUGACGGCUUCGCCCACAGUUGAGGUUGUGCACAAGAAGAUUAAUCUGAACCAAUAUGAUCUGGCAUGGGAGCACGAGCGUUUCGCCCUUUAUCGCUUGCAUACCGCCACGCUCUCCGCAUGGUCGAGUUCAACGAGCUACCAGCUUCGCAACUCCGUCCUUGAUGGAGGUCCAUUAUGGGGCCCUAAAAUUGUCUCGCGCGGUUACUGGAGUCCCGUAUUGCCGACGGUCGUUGCUAGGAACGCAAGAGUUUUGGCGGAAGCUCUGGUGCGCUUAAUUUUUGAUACUGAUGCUGCUGCACCAACCUCCAAAGAAUUUCCUUUCGUUGAUCCUUCUUGGUCGACGGAGACAUCUGCUGGAGCUCUCUUGGAUCUCCUUACCCUCAGUCCCCGUAGUACUCAGUUGCUCUCAGCGUCGUCGGAUCGCCUUGGUCGGAAGACAUCGGAAGGUAACGGCCUCAUCCACUCCUUGGAACGAUACUUGCGCGCUUUCCUGCCCGAGGUUCGCAUUACUCGACAUUAUUUUGCAAAGAAAAAUCCAACCGCCGCCGAAGGAAAUAGCAAAAAUCCCUCUAAGUCGGUCCAGUAUGAAUCAGGAUCUGUGGCUGCUGCUUCUAUGCCUACGCUGUCGGCAGCUGGGAGAGAUCCAGAAGUAGUAUUCUACACCGGUGUUUCACCGCAGAAAAUCAUUGUAUACCGUCUAAAAUCCUCCGUUUUUGAUCUGGUUGUGGCGUGCUGUGUUGGAGCAUAUCUUUAUGGUCUGCACAUGGUCUUUGAGUAUUUAGAGGUGCUUCUUCGCUCUAUCUCAGUUUUUCUCAACGCUCCGGGGAAGAGACUCAAAGUGGCUUAA
Echinococcus granulosus is the source of this 1890-nucleotide messenger RNA. RefSeq names its product Nicalin-1. Gene Ontology annotation, biological process: regulation of signal transduction. The transcript is spliced from 11 exons. Lineage: Eukaryota; Metazoa; Platyhelminthes; Cestoda; Cyclophyllidea; Taeniidae. Gene Ontology annotation, cellular component: endoplasmic reticulum membrane. Bases 1 to 1890 code for a protein of 629 amino acids. The record is from RefSeq and is a predicted model, not a curated record.